AUGGUUCGGAAACGUGAAGCACCACAGUAUUGGGAAAGUGCGAGCACAGCGGCGGAUGACGACAGAAUAAGCGGCUCAGGCAAGCAUACCCACGCGACCAGUAGAUUCGGAGAGGGCGGUGGCCGUGAGGAGAACACGAAUAACUGCGAUACUGCGCGGAGACAGCUCGUAGGCACAGCUCUAACGCCGGACUGGGCACUAAGAGCGGCAGCGGACAGACGAGGGAAAGGAUUUAAAUGGAGUUAA
Sporothrix schenckii 1099-18 is the source of this 246-nucleotide messenger RNA. RefSeq lists its product as uncharacterized. Lineage: Eukaryota; Fungi; Ascomycota; Sordariomycetes; Ophiostomatales; Ophiostomataceae. The transcript has a single exon. The record is from RefSeq and is a predicted model, not a curated record. The coding region runs from base 1 to 246 and encodes 81 amino acids.